AUGUCUACACCUGAGCCUCCUCUGAUCUCAGCCGAAGAUGAAUGGUCGCCGCUUCGAUCUGUCAUUGUCGGUAGGGCAGAAAACUCUGCUUUCCCAUCCGAGCCGGAUCAUAUGAUGGCAGCAACCAUGCCCCCAGAGCACCUGCCGUACUUUAAGCCCUCGAGCCCUUUUCCCCCUGAUAUCCUCGCUAGGGCACAGGCGGAGCUUGACAACUUGGCACACAUCUUGCAAAGGGAAGGAGUCCGCGUGUACCGUCCCAACAAGGUCAAUUGGCUCAAAGUGCAAGGCUACACUGGCGCUAUGCCCCGAGACGGUCUGAUGACAGUGGGAACUGCACUAAUCGAGGCGCCAUUUGCCUGGCGUUGUCGUCGCCAUGAAAUCACCUUGGCUUACUCUGACAUUCUGUCUGAGUUGGGAAGCAGCGACUUAGGCGCUACCAUUUGUCGAGCACCAUUGAUUACUGGCGAUGACACCCUAUAUCACGGCAAGCUAGGCAAGAGCACGACCAGAGGCAAUGGUUCCGCCUCCCACUGGUCCAUCAAUAACUCAAGGCCCGCCUUUGACGCGGCAGACUUUAUGCGCUUCGGCAAGGUCGUUAUCGGCCAGCUGAGCCAUGUUACGAAUCGCAGAGGAGUGGAAUAUCUACGGGCCGUGGUCCCAGAGGGUUACAAAGUCGAGAUUCUGAAGACAACGGACGAGCAUGCCAUGCAUAUUGAUGCCACUCUCCUACCCUUACGCAAAGGUCUUAUGGUAUAUCACCCGGAGCGCGUAACCGAGCAUGAACUGAGGCAACAUGAGGUGUUCCGCGACUGGGAGCUGCUCGCUUGCCCAAUAGUGCCGAAGCCCCGUCAACCCCCGAGCCCACCGAUGUACAUGUGCAGUCCCUGGCUGUUCCUGAAUGCUCUUAGUCUGGAUGAGAAGCGUGUGCUAGUUGAGGCGAACGAUAAGGAAUUCGCAGCAUGGCUCAAAACGCUGGGCAUGGAGCCAAUCAUGAUCCCUUUUGCACAUGUCAACAGCAUUGGUGGGUCAUUCCAUUGCGCUACCGUCGAUCUUGUUAGAUCUGGCGCACAGGAGUAG
Messenger RNA from Diaporthe amygdali, 1077 nucleotides. Its product is annotated as lysine amidinotransferase. The transcript has a single exon. Bases 1 to 1077 code for a protein of 358 amino acids. The record is from RefSeq and is a predicted model, not a curated record. NCBI's taxonomy places the organism in Eukaryota, Fungi, Ascomycota, Sordariomycetes, Diaporthales, Diaporthaceae. Gene Ontology annotation, molecular function: amidinotransferase activity. Gene Ontology annotation, cellular component: mitochondrion.